AUGGAGAUUGUCUACGUGUAUGUGAAGAAGCGCAGCGAGUUUGGCCGACAAUGCAACUUCUCCGACCGGCCGGCCGAAACCAACGUGGACAUCCAGCCAGACCCGAGCCAAGCCAGAAACUUCAUCGAGAGGGACCCCAUUGAUGCUGCAAUACAGUGUGCCAGUGAUAUGUCGGAGCAUGAGGUCAACACGGAGAGAUUUGAGAUGGAAAAUGAGGGGGUUAACCACUUGGAAGGAGGGUGGCCAAAAGACGUCAACCCUCUGGAGAUGGAGCAGACCAUUCGCUUCCGGAAGAAAGUGGAGAAAGAUGAGAACUAUGUCAACACCAUCAUACAACUCGGCAGUCUGAUGGAACAUUGCAUCAAACAGAACAAUGCGAUCAAUAUCUACGAGGAGUACUUUGACGAUGAGGAGACAGCAGACAUAGCAGAUGAGCCUCCGUCUGCAAAAACCAUCAAUGUCUUCAGGGAUCCAAAUGUAAUCAAAAGGACAGCCACGCAUCUCUCCUGGCACCCAGAUGGAAGCAAGAAGCUGGCAGUAGCUUAUUCCAGCCUGGAGUUCCAGCGAAGCUCUAAAGAUAUGAGCUAUGAGUCAUACAUAUGGGAUCUUGAAAAUCCCAACAGACCAGACCUGGUUCUCAGGCCAUCAUCCACGCUUGUGAGCCUGGAAUACAACCCCAAAGACUCUCACAUCCUGGUUGGAGGAUGCUAUAAUGGACAGAUCGCUUACUGGGACACCAGGAAAGGAGGACAGCCGGUGGAGCUUUCCACCGUAGAAUUCAGCCACAGGGACCCCGUGUAUGGAAUGAUCUGGCUUCAAUCCAAAACCGGCACAGACUGUUUCUCCGCCUCUACCGAUGGGCAGGUCCUGUGGUGGGAUAUCCGUAAGCUGACCGAGCCCACUGAGACACUGGUGAUGGACAUCAGCAGGAAAGGAGUCUUGGAGAACGCUUUAGGAGCCAUCGCGCUGGAGUUUGAACCGACCAUGCCGACCAAGUUCAUGGUGGGGACGGAACAAGGCGUGGUGAUCACCUGUAACCGCAAGGCCAAGACACCUGCGGAAAAGAUAGUUGGCACAUACAGUGGACACCAUGGCCCCAUCUACGCCCUGGCAAGGAACCCUUUCUUCCCCAAGAACUUCCUGACAGUCGGGGACUGGACUGCUCGGAUCUGGUCUGAGGACAGCAAGGAAUCAUCCAUCAUGUGGACCAAGUACCACAUGGCUUACCUAACAGACGGGUGCUGGAGCACCAUCCGGCCAGUUGUCUUCUUCACAACCAAAAUGGACGGGACGCUUGAUGUCUGGGACUUCCUCUUCAAACAGAACAACCCCUCCCUCAGCGUGAAGGUCUGUGACGAGCCUCUCUUCAGCCUGCGUCUGCAGGACAACGGGCGUUUCAUUGGCUGCGGCUCUAAGCUGGGCACCGUGACCCUGCUGGAGGUCUCUUCUGGGCUCUGUACCCUGCAGAGGAAUGAGAAGAAUGUGGCCACGGCGAUGUUUGAGCGAGAGACAAAGCGAGAGAAGAUCCUGGAGGCCCGGCACCGGGAGAUGCGUCUGAAGGAGCGCACCAAGGCCGAGGGCAAGGAGGAGGACGUGAAGGUGGAGACGGAGGAGGAGACGCCUGAGGAGCUGCUGGCCAGAGUCCAGAAGGAGUUCUUCGAGAUCAUCGAAGCAGAGAUCAGGAGGAAGGAGCGGGCAGCCAAGCUGUCGAGAGCCCAGGAGAAGGAAGUUACAGAUGAAAACGAGGACGAGGACCCUUACAAGGAGGAGUGAGCCUGGCGUGUGGAUCGCACAGUCGCACUUAAUUUAUUCUCGUACCAGUGCAGGUCCUUUCCCCUUUGGAUCAUUUCUACAAGAG
Terrapene triunguis (Three-toed box turtle) is the source of this 1858-nucleotide messenger RNA. RefSeq names its product dynein axonemal intermediate chain 2 (gene DNAI2). Gene Ontology annotation, cellular component: outer dynein arm. Gene Ontology annotation, molecular function: dynein heavy chain binding; dynein light chain binding. The transcript is spliced from 13 exons. Lineage: Eukaryota; Metazoa; Chordata; Testudines; Emydidae. The record is from RefSeq and is a predicted model, not a curated record. The coding region runs from base 1 to 1773 and encodes 590 amino acids. Gene Ontology annotation, biological process: cilium movement; outer dynein arm assembly.